UCUCUGAAGCCUAAAUCUCUUAAAUAUAUCUUAAGCCCUUCGUAACUGCUUCUCUUAUCAGUUUCUAUAGCGACAUUAUCUCAAACAGUUCUUAAAAAAAAAAGAAAAAAAAAAGUUUUUAUUCUGUAGGUUUAGAGAUUUCUUACCUUUCGAUAAGGUUUUAGGAUUUGUGUGUUGCGUGUUACUAACUAAUCUCACUGAAGAGAUGGAUUAGAGGGAAAAGAGAAAGUUCUUAGCUUUGGAUGUAUCUCGAAGUGAUCCAAAACAACUCUGUCUCUUAUUAUUCCACUCCUCUGCUUUAGGGUUUCUCUUCUCAACUUGCUUUCUUCUCUCCCUUUUUUUUAAUUGAAAUUACAUCACUGGAUUUCAUUGUUGCGGUGGAGUGAAAUUGGGGGUAGCUCACAAAAAGCUAACUUUUGUUGAUGCCCUUGAGUUGUUGUUGUUUCAUGGCUGGUUGAAUUGUUAGUUACGGGAGCAAGACUAUUAAGAAAUGGCGACACUUCAGGAUAUUGGUGUAUCAGCUGGGAUAAACAUCCUCAGUGCUUUUGUUUUCUUCAUUAUCUUUGCCGUUUUGAGGCUUCAGCCGUUCAACGAUAGAGUUUACUUCUCUAAAUGGUAUCUCAAGGGGUUAAGAAGCAGCCCUGCUCGUGGUGGUGCCUUUGCACAGCGUUUUGUGAAUCUUGACUUCAGGUCUUAUAUGAAGUUCUUGAAUUGGAUGCCAGAGGCUCUGAAAAUGCCUGAGCCUGAGCUGAUUGAUCAUGCCGGUUUGGAUUCAGUUGUGUAUCUCCGGAUUUACUGGCUGGGGCUUAAGAUCUUUGCUCCAAUAGCAGUGCUUGCUUGGGCAGUUCUUGUGCCAGUCAACUGGACAAAUAACACAUUGGAGAUGGCUAAGCAUCUAAGGAAUGUAACUUCCAGCGACAUUGACAAACUAUCUGUUUCAAAUAUUCCAGAGUAUUCAGUGAGGUUUUGGACUCAUAUAGUAAUGGCUUAUGCCUUUACCAUCUGGACUUGUUAUGUUUUGAUGAAAGAAUAUGAGACAAUUGCUAACAUGAGGCUCCAGUUUGUUGCAUCAGAAGCUCGUCGACCUGACCAGUUCACUGUUCUUGUUAGAAAUGUACCGCCGGACGCAGAUGAGUCUGUAAGUGAACUGGUGGAGCAUUUUUUCCUGGUCAAUCAUCCUGAUAACUACCUGACACAUCAGGUUGUAUGCAAUGCAAAUAAGCUUGCUGAUUUGGUGAAAGAGAAGAAAAAGCUGCAGAAUUGGCUUGAUUACUACCAGCUCAAAUACGCUAGGAAUAACACUCAGAGAAUUGUGGUGAAGCUUGGCUUUCUUGGGCUAUGGGGAAAAAAGGUUGAUGCAAUUGAACAUUACAUUGCUGAAAUUGACAAAAUAUCAAAAGAGAUUGGUAAAGAAAGGGAGGAAGUGGUGAAUGAUCCCAAGUCCAUUAUGCCAGCAGCGUUUGUCUCCUUUAAAACCCGAUGGGCUGCUGCGGUUUGUGCUCAGACUCAACAGACACGAAACCCAACCCAAUGGCUGACUGAAUGGGCUCCAGAACCGCGUGAUGUGUAUUGGUCAAAUCUUGCUAUUCCAUAUGUCUCUCUAACUGUAAGGAGGUUGAUCAUGCAUGUUGCCUUCUUUUUCCUAACCUUCUUCUUCAUUAUCCCCAUUGCGUUUGUACAAUCUCUUGCUACCAUUGAAGGGAUCGAGAAAGCUGCUCCAUUCUUGAAGGUUAUUGUUGAGGAUAAAUUCAUGAAAUCAGUGAUACAAGGUUUUCUACCUGGUAUUGCACUGAAGCUUUUCCUUGCCUUUCUGCCAUCCAUUCUGAUGAUCAUGUCCAAAUUUGAAGGCUUUACGUCGAUCUCAUCUUUAGAGAGACGAUCGGCGUUUCGAUAUUACAUUUUCAACUUAGUGAACGUCUUUCUUGCAAGCGUUAUCACUGGAGCUGCGUUUGAACAGCUUAACUCUUUCCUCAACCAGUCCCCAAACCAAAUCCCAAAGACCAUUGGUGUUGCGAUACCGAUGAAAGCAACUUUCUUCAUCACGUAUAUAAUGGUUGACGGUUGGGCAGGAGUUGCAGGAGAGAUUCUAAUGCUGAAACCUCUGAUCAUGUUCCAUCUUAAAAACGCCUUCUUGGUUAAGACUGAGAAAGACAGAGAGGAAGCAAUGGACCCGGGAAGCAUUGGUUUUAACACUGGUGAGCCUCGGAUACAGCUCUACUUCCUACUCGGUCUUGUUUACGCUCCUGUGACACCGAUGCUUCUUCCUUUUAUCUUGGUCUUCUUUGCCCUUGCUUACAUUGUGUAUCGCCACCAAAUCAUAAACGUAUACAAUCAAGAAUACGAGAGUGCUGCAGCGUUUUGGCCAGACGUUCAUGGACGAGUAAUAGCAGCAUUGGUAAUAUCACAGUUGCUUCUGAUGGGACUAUUGGGAACAAAGCACGCUGCAUUAGCUGCACCUUUUCUCAUUGCUUUACCUGUGCUUACCAUCGGUUUCCACCACUUCUGCAAAGGUCGUUAUGAGCCAGCUUUCAUCAGAUACCCUUUACAGGAAGCUAUGAUGAAAGAUACAUUGGAAACCGCAAGAGAGCCAAACCUGAACCUUAAAGGCUACUUGCAGAAUGCAUACAUUCAUCCGGUUUUCAAAGGCGAUGAAGACGAUGAUGACAUUGAUGACAAGCUCGGGAAGUUUGAGGAUGAAGCCAUCAUUGUUCCCACCAAACGUCAGUCGCGGAGGAAUACUCCAGCUCCUAGCAGAAUCAGUGGAGAAUCUUCACCGUCUUUGCCCUUUAGUGGUAAACUAGUCUAAGAGAAGAAGAUUUGCACAUGAUCAAAUGAAAGUAUAUAUGACAUAUUCUACUAUCAAUAUGUACAGGGGAGAAAGAGAGAGAGGAUACCAAAAUUAGAAUAUUUGCCUUAAGUUUGUGAUGUUCAUAAUGGCUUAACGAUUUUGUCGAUGGGGUGAUGACUGGUUCCUACAAUUGGGAUCU
Molecule: messenger RNA, 2987 nt
Organism: Camelina sativa (false flax)
Lineage: Eukaryota; Viridiplantae; Streptophyta; Magnoliopsida; Brassicales; Brassicaceae
Product: hyperosmolality-gated Ca2+ permeable channel 1.2
Cellular component (GO): plasma membrane
Molecular function (GO): calcium-activated cation channel activity
Source: RefSeq, a predicted model, not a curated record